Molecule: messenger RNA, 405 nt
Organism: Gaeumannomyces tritici R3-111a-1
Lineage: Eukaryota; Fungi; Ascomycota; Sordariomycetes; Magnaporthales; Magnaporthaceae
Exons: 1
Coding region: 1-405 (134 amino acids)
Source: RefSeq, a predicted model, not a curated record
AUGGAACAGAGGUCAAACGAGGUCGCCGGCCGUCUUGAAGGUUUCCUCGGCCUUCCUAUCCCGCAUGCAGCGCAUGAAACCCGCCAAGUGACCAUUAUCGAAUCAUUACGCGCCAACGUAUACACUCGUAUGAAACGACAUACAUCGCAUCAGCGCCUUGGCCAGUUUACUGUUCUCGGCCAGUGGAACUCGCAUGUGCCUAUAUAUCAUGGAGCUCGCUGCCCUGAACAAAACGGGCGAGAAAUAAGCUUUUUCUUUCUAUUAUUAUCGUUAUGUUCUCUCUGCUCUCUCGGGGGCGGGGGGGUUUCUUUUGAAGCGAGUAAACAGUAUAUCCAUAUGCGUAAAGAUACCCUAGAGGCGGUUGGUUUAGAUUUGUUUUUAUGGGUAGGAUUAUUUCUUGCCUAA